AUGAUUAUUACACAAACAGUUGGGGAAGAUAUACGAUCGGAGCAAAUGUCUUUAAUACCUGAUUCUAAAUUUCAAUGUGCCAAUACAACUUGUUUACCGUUCAUUAGCGUUAUUACAACAAACAUUAGAAAUUGUCAAUUUGCCUGUUUAGGUCAAAGUCAAUGCAUAGCAGCAACUUUUCAUCGUUCAACUUCAAAUUGUGAAUUAUUUGAUAAUAUGUUGAACCAAAACGGAAAUAUGUUGGUUGAUAUCGAUGCUACUAGCAUUAAUGUUAUUAGUGGAACACGAUUUCCACCUGAACCGACUACGACAACAUCAACAACGUCAUCAACAACAACAACAACAAUACCGCAAUGGACAAUCACUGGAAAUAUGAGUGUCGCCCGAUAUCUUCAUACAGCAUCCACAUUAGCAAAUGGAUCAGUAUUAAUUACGGGUGGAUAUAACAGUGGUGGUUAUCUCAAUAGUGCUGAAUUAUACAAUCCAUUAACAGGCACUUGGGCAACCACAGGAAACAUCAGUACCGAACGAGAAUUUCACACAGCAUCCGUAUUAGCAAAUGGGUUAGUAUUAGUUGCUGGUGGAUAUAAUGGUACUUUUCUCAACAGUGCUGAGUUGUACAAUUCAUCAACAGGUACUUGGACAACCACAGGAAGUAUGAAUGUCACACGAGAUCAACACACAGCAUCCAUAUUAGCAAAUGGAUCAGUACUAGUUACUGGUGGAUACAACAGUGCUUCUCUCAAUAGUGCUGAACUGUACAAUCCAUCAACAGGCACUUGGACAACCACAGGAAGUAUGAAUGUCGCACGAUAUCAACACACAGCAUCCAUAUUAACAAAUGGAUCAGUAUUAGUUACUGGUGGAGUUAGCAGCGGUGUUUAUCUCAAUUGUACUGAACUGUACAAUCCAUCAACAGGCACUUGGACAAUCACAGGAAGCAUGAGUGUCGCACGAGAAUAUCACAGAGCAACCACAUUAGCAAACGGAUCAGUAUUAGUUACUGGUGGAUUGACCAUCAGUGGUUAUCUCAAUAGUGCUGAGUUGUACAAUCCAUCAACAGGCACUUGGACAACCACAGGAAGCAUGAAUAUUGCACGUAUUGCUCACACAGCAUCCACAUUAGCAACUGGAUUAGUAUUAGUUACUGGUGGAUUUAAAAGCAGUAGUUAUUUAAAUAGUGCUGAACUGUACAAUCCAUCAACAGGUACUUGGACAACUAUAGCAAACAUGAGUAUUGCACGAGAUUAUCAUACAGCAUCCACAUUAGCGAAUGGACCAGUAUUAGUUACUGGUGGAUACAACGGUAAUUAUCCCAAUAGUGCUGAACUUUAUUAA
Molecule: messenger RNA, 1338 nt
Organism: Adineta steineri
Lineage: Eukaryota; Metazoa; Rotifera; Eurotatoria; Adinetida; Adinetidae
Source: the annotation of a GenBank genome assembly